Molecule: messenger RNA, 1859 nt
Organism: Felis catus (domestic cat)
Lineage: Eukaryota; Metazoa; Chordata; Mammalia; Carnivora; Felidae
Gene: ANKRD40CL
Product: ANKRD40 C-terminal like
Source: RefSeq, a predicted model, not a curated record
AUGGCGCUCCGUGUCUAUUCAUUAUUUUCUUGGGAUUACCUAUGCUAUAAUCACCGACGAUGUCAACUGAAAGGCUUUAAAUUAGGUAUUGUUUCUUUUACAAAUGAAUUUGGGGGUGAUCUAGAGCUGGUGCUUAAAGUCAGAAUUCAGAGGCCCAAAGAAAAUGACUUCACUGAAGUUGAACUGAACAGAGGAGAGCUGAGUUCUCAAAAUCUACUAAAAGUGAGUUGCUGUGAAUGAGAGGUUAAGCCAGAGCAAGUGAAGAUCAGGCCACCAAACACGCUGCUCAGAAAGGACAAAGACAUUUUAAGACUACAGGACUUCCAGGAAAUAAAACUCGUUUCAAUGAAAAAUGGAAGCUCUGAAUUGGUAGCACACGCACCAUCCCUGACAGAGAAGCCCUGCUUAAACAGCCACGCUGCAAACCUGACCUAUUAGAAAAUCCCAGAAAUGAACUCGAGUCAAUGUUUUAUAAACAAUGCAGUCCGGGGUGCAUGUACUGGUUUGCUAACUUCAUGUGGGUACUUUGGAAAAUCGUUCCCUUGUCUUGAACUUCUCUGGACCGGGAUAAAAUUUCAAAGUGCUCUGACAAAUAGAGCCAUUAAAAAAUUGUGCAGUAUGGUACCUAUAAACACACGUUUAUUUUGUAGAGUUGUAGGUCAAUCCUGAUCAGGCAUGGGUAUGUACUACUGAGGUUCAGUCAGGACAAACGGCCAGGGUCAUGUUCAUGUUCAUGUGAACUACAAAAGGGUUGGGGGGAGGGUAAGCUGAUAGACCUGGAAAAGCCAAGACCCCCUUGGCACACUGGUCCAACCAGUGUUGUUGCUGUUGUUGUUUAAUCUUUAAAUAAUCUCUACACCCAACAUGGAGGUUGAACUCCUAACCCCAAGAUGAAGAGUCACAUGCUCCAGACUGAGCCUGUCCGGCGCCACCGCCUUGAUGCUCCAUCUUUAAAAGCAUGUCAUACUAUCAUUUCCUAUUUACACUUUUAAACUUGCCUAUAAAAUGGCAGGACUUGAGUAACUACCUUUGGGGCCACUUUUAACAUACAACUUGUAGAACGGCCAAGGCACAGCCCACGGCAAUGAACUCUUACUAAACAGAUGGAAAGAACAAAGUUGGCAGGCACCCUUACCGACAACUAGCUCCAAGAUAGGCUGUCAUCCCGUCCCACGCUGAGCUCCUUCCACCACACUAUCUAGAAUCCUUCUGGGUCAACCCUCCCAAACUCCUAGUUGAGAACCACCAGUACUUUGGAAGCACUCGGGUGCUGUUUGACCCCAUUUACCCACGUUAACACACUGUACGUGGUCACUUCUUUUCUCAGCCGUUACUCCUGGGCUACAAAGUCGCCACUAAUCCCCAUGGAACUGAGCUAUACAAUACCACAGCUCCUUCUGGGCAAGCACAAUGUCUUGUCUUCCCCAGCACAUGAAAUUGGCCUCAUCUCCCAAAUUCUCAAUACUUCAGGGCUGAUGGAGGGUGGGGGGCACACACUAGACACCCAACUGUCCAAAGAGCAGUCUUAUUAAACCACGUGGGUACAGAUGUACCAUUCCAUUCAUAGAAAUGAGAUGAGUAUACGAGGCCUGAAUCUGCAAUUUGCUUAGUACCCAUGGAUCUCUUUGGUGGGAGCAUCUCAGCUGAGAAGAAGUCACAGGUCUUUUUGAAAAGACCACACAGCCCCUAACGUGGGCCAAUUCCACGUAGCGCUGUUCUAGUGCCACAGGAUUCUGGAGGAUGACAAGGGGUCCAUCCCCAAGUGCCACCUCCCUCAGGUAUUCUCAAUUUAUUUUGAAUAAUAAGGAAAAUCUGUGGGGUGCCUGGGUGGCUCAGUGAGUUAAGUGUCUUUUGAUCUC